Molecule: messenger RNA, 1829 nt
Organism: Acromyrmex echinatior (Panamanian leafcutter ant)
Lineage: Eukaryota; Metazoa; Arthropoda; Insecta; Hymenoptera; Formicidae
Gene: Trmt61
Product: tRNA methyltransferase 61
Biological process (GO): tRNA methylation
Cellular component (GO): tRNA (m1A) methyltransferase complex; nucleus
Molecular function (GO): tRNA (adenine(58)-N1)-methyltransferase activity
Source: RefSeq, a predicted model, not a curated record
UUAUUUAUUAACAAUAUUAGAAAAAUUUUUAGUAAUAAUGAUUUUGCGUAUUGAUAUAUACAACUUGUAUAUCCUUGGCCCAUGGUGGAACACAUUUUUAAUGUGUGAUAGCACGAGCAUAAAGGCACAAUCAAAGGAAUAGGGAACAGGCAAUAGAGAACAAAAAUUCAAUCAAAAACCAUGAACUGUAAAAUAUACAAUUUCUGAUAAGCUUAUUUUGAAAUUCUUAUUCUCUGUUCCUUAUUUCUUCGUGUACAGUUCCUGAAGCCUUAAAGCGAUAGGAGAGAGAGAGAGAGAGAGAGAGAGAGAGAGAGAGAGAGAGACAGUAGGGAAUAAAAGAUUUUACCCUAUCAGAAACUAUAUAUACUAGAAUGCGUGAUUUCUGAUAGGUUGAAAUCUAUUAUUCUCUGUUCUCCUAUUCCCUAUGCUAUUCAUUGUGUUCAAGGCUUAAUUCCUUGCAGCUAUGAUGGAAUUUCAUUUGGUUUGUUCGGCUUACACUUUUUACACUUAAAAUGAGAUAGAUAUAUGUACAAUAUUUGGCACUGAAAAGAGAGAAAGCAAAGAUGUUAAGUGUAAAAAGUGUAAGCAAGUCGAACAGACACAUGGCACAUGCUUGCAGCUUGCAGCAUUUUGAUUUUGAUACAACGCGGAUUUCUUAACCUGUAAAGUCAUUAACUUAACAAUUAAUAUCUCGCUUUGCAGAGCAGAGCAGUAAGGAUCAUUUAUACUGGCCAUAAUCUAUUCUUUCGUUUUCCACAAAAACGCAUCAAAUAAGCAUAAUUUUAUUAAGCAUUAUUGGAGCUGAAGAAAAUUAAACUAAACAAUUACGAAAUGAGUUUCAACAAAAUUAAAGAAGUUAUAGAAGAUGGAGAUAUUGUUAUCUUAUAUUUAAAUCCAAACAACAUGCAUCCUCUGGAAGUAAAAGCGAAAAUUUCCAAUAAAAAGGGCAAAAUCAUAGACAAUGUAUUCAAUACUGCAUAUGGUACACUAAGAGUCAUAUCACUCAUUGGACAAAAGUAUGGUUCAAAAGUCGAGUUGACUCGAGGCUGGGCAUAUGUAUUGCAGCCAACGUCAGAACUUUGGACACUGAUACUACCUCAUAGAACUCAAAUUAUUUAUAGUCCAGAUAUAAGUUUUAUUAUACAUUUAAUGGAACUUAGACCAGGAAGUAUAGUAAUUGAAACAGGUACUGGUAGCGGCUCUUUAUCUCAUGCAUUAAUUCGAGUGAUACGUCCAAGUGGCCAUUUGUAUACCUUCGAUUUUCAUGAACAACGUGUAUCUAUUGCUAGCACAGAAUUUAAAAAACAUGGUUUGAGUGAUUUUGUAACUUUGAAAGAAAAAGACGUUUGCUUAGAAGGAUUUGGAGAAGAAUUAAAACAUAAAGUCGAUGCAGUGUUUCUAGAUCUUCCACAUCCAUGGUUAGCUGUAGAGCAUGCUACAGUUGCUCUAAAAAAAGCAGGUGGAAAACUUUGUUUCUUUUCUCCUUGCAUCGAACAAGUUCAACGUACUUGCAUAAAACUAAUUUGUGAAGGAUUUAUAGAAUUACAUACGUACGAAUGUUUGCAAAGAGAAAUGAAUGUUCAGUAUAAGCUUUUGCCAAUAUUAGAUUUGGAAUGUUUGAAACACAAGCACACAACUGAAGAUAUUAACAAGAACGGAAAAGAAAAACAAGAAGAAAAACUUCUUACAGUUACUCACUCUCAUUCAUUACCUGGUCAUACAGGCUUUAUUACGAUUGCUGUUCUACCCCCUAGUUAUGCACGCAAAAAAGAAAUACAUUUACAGUGUAGAAAUUCAGACAAAUGAAUAAACGAUUGAAGAAUACUAAG